AUGACCACUCACAGAUCAAAUAAGGUGGAAGCAGUGCGUUUAGUUGGAAUUCUCUUGGUUAUAUUUAAGCGUUCUGAUAGUCCAUUUCGGAUUCCUCCUGACAGCAUUCAUUCAGCUCGAAUAGCUACGGGAAUCCAGUUAAUUAGUCGUAUGGGUAAUAAGGGAGGAAUCGCGGUCAGUUUGAAAUUGAAUGAUUCAUUUCUGUGUUUUGUGAAUGCACAUUUUGCCGCAGGCUCUGAUGAAUUAGAUAAGCGUAAUCAAGAUUACAGAGAGAUUUCUCAAAUUCGUUUCAAUGGAAUCAAUAAAUCGUUGUUCGAUCAUGAUAUUAUAUUUUGGUUUGGUGAUCUGAAUUAUCGUCUAAAUACGGAGAAUAUUCUAAGUAAUGAAGAUAUUCGAGAACUAUGUUCAAAAGGAAAAAAUUACAAGAGUUUAAUGAUUUUUGAUACGUUGAAGCAGCAGCAAAAACUGGGCCUAGUAUUUACGGAAUUUAAUGAGCCAGACCAACUAAAUUUUCGGCCGUCUUACAAAUAUGAUCCUGGAACUUCGAAUUGGGAUAGCAGUGAUAAAAUGCGAUGUCCAGCUUGGUGUGAUCGUAUUUUGUGGUGGUGUGAAUCAGGAGAUCAAGUGGUACAAAUUUUUUAUGAUAGUGUUAAUGAAAUUACUUUAUCAGAUCACAAACCAGUAAGAGCUCUUUUUAACGUCACAGUGCGAGAAAUUGAUAAAUCAAAAAUCAAGGCUAUUUAUGAAGAUGCUAUACGUGAAGCAGACAAGCGUUUAAAUGAGGCACUGCCUCAGAUUUGGAUUUCGGACCAAGAAGUGAAUUUUGGUGAUGUUUAUUUCUUCGAGAGUUCUGUGCGGAAUAUCACGAUUAGAAAUGUCGGUAAAACGAAAGUGGCAUUUUCAUUCAUACCGCAACCCAAUCAGUCCAACAUUAGCGCUUCUUGGUUAUCUGUAACACCACCUAAUUCUCUUCUCAAGCUUGGAGCUGCAUGUUCUCUCAGUCUUCAGGUGUUAGUGGAUAAAAGGGUAGCAUGGACAGUGCAAGAAAAAGAAAAUGAUCAAUUAUCGGAUAUACUUGUUCUGCGUUUGGAUCACGGUAGAGAUUAUUUCAUUCCUGUGACUGCAGUAUAUCAGAAGAGUGUGUUCGGUUCUUCAUUUUCUGAUAUUGUUCAUAGUGGUAUUCAUUUCUCACAGCUUGUUAAUGUGGAUUCUGAGCGAUCUAUCAUUUCCUCAUCUCCAACAACAUCCAUAUAUUCAGCUAUGUAUAGACUUAUUGAACAACUUCGCAAAUUUGGUCUAAAUAAUAUUCAUUUUGACGAUAUUUCAAAGCAUUCGGAAUUCAUUGCCUUGCGAAAGGCACUUGAUACGGGAAUUCCUUCAGAUCUCAGUAGCGUUUGUAAAUCACCUUUCAAUAUGUUCAACACAUUUUUAAGAUUGCUUGAUUCAUUUAAAGAUCCGAUGAUACCGUUUUCGAUGCAGGUUGAUUGUCUUCGCGUACGCGGUAAUGGUCCACGGUGUUGGGCUUGCGUUGAGAAGUUUCCGAUAGAAAAUCGCAGUAUUCUUGAAUGUUAUAUAGAUUUUACCCGUGAUCUUAUUACUGCAAACGCUGAUGCUUUAUCACAACUGCAAGUUAUGGCUGACAUUGCAUUCAAAAGCGACCAAGGUGAACGUACUGAAGAUUUGCAGAGGUUGAAAUUUUUUGAGACUUUAAUUGGUUUUCCGAAGGAAAUUGUUUCAGAAGGGAUAGAGAAUUUAAAAUUGUUGGAGAAUGAUCGUACAGAUGGCGACCUCAUUCGGGAACUUAUAGAGGAUGUUAUGGCACUGCAUUGGUUAACUUGGGAGAGAGGAGAUAAAAGAUUACAGAUCAAUCUUAGGCGUCACUGGGAAGCUUGA
This is a messenger RNA of Dracunculus medinensis (Guinea worm), 1893 nucleotides long. The record is from the annotation of a GenBank genome assembly. Lineage: Eukaryota; Metazoa; Nematoda; Chromadorea; Rhabditida; Dracunculidae.